This is a messenger RNA of Culex pipiens pallens (northern house mosquito), 7703 nucleotides long. RefSeq lists its product as uncharacterized. Bases 532 to 1167 code for a protein of 211 amino acids. The transcript is spliced from 4 exons. The record is from RefSeq and is a predicted model, not a curated record. NCBI's taxonomy places the organism in Eukaryota, Metazoa, Arthropoda, Insecta, Diptera, Culicidae.
GCGCUUCCCCGAUAAACAUACUUCUGCACAUGGCGGAUUUGUCCCACGUUACUGUUAUUUCCAGUUGGAUUUUUAUUCUUUUCUCUCUUUCUCCCGUUUUUCUGUUCUCUUCUCCUCUCUCUGUUCUGCGUCAGUUUUAUCUCGCAAUCCUACGGUACGGACCGCGCGCGACUUAAUUCUGUACUUUUUUAUAUUGCACAAUUUUUGUGCCUUUAAUUCGCGUGACUUGUUUUUAGAAGCUUUUUUUCAUUCCUGCAGUCGCGUGUUGCACAAAAAUAAUCCCGAAAAAAAGUGCACUCGAAAAAAUCGUUCUAAUCCGAUUGAAUUAAUUUUAGAGUGUGCGAAUAUGUGUGCGUUUGAGAUUGAAAAUGUGUGAAUAGUCUCGUUUAUAACGGUGACGUUUGUAUCGUUUUGGUCAUCGUUCGAUUGCCACCCCCUGAAUCCGAAACAGGUGUUUGGGUUGGUGGAAUGUGUGAGGAAUAAGAGAAGAUUUCGGGUUUGGGGAAGACAGGAUUGUAGAAUAAUAAGAAGAUGCCCUACAGCAAUGGCGCUACGCUGCGCUUCCUGCUGCCGGGACCCUUCCGGGGGAACGCCCAGGACUGCAACCUGGCGCGGCAAUCUCAGAGUUCCGACUCCGUGUACCGGGACGAGGCGGACGACGUGCUGGGCUCGAUCACACCGCUCGCGUACCGUCCCAUGACCAACGGGAUUAUGGCAGAUGAGGAUGGCGAAGACGACGAUGGGCGGCACCGAUGUCCUGCAACAAAGAGUGGCUUAAAAGAUCGAACAGCGGACAGAAAUCCGUUCGUAAUUUCGAGGAACAUAAACCGAAUUGCUGCGGUGAUUCUAGAUGCGAUAACUCGUGCAAUCGCUGCUCCGGCCAGUGUGCUCACGAUCAACAUCAAGGAUCAAUGUUACCUCGAGGACGAUCCAACAAUAUUCACCAAGGAUCUGGAGGGCACGGUGAUUGCUGCUCUGGUGGAAACACCCAAGAUGGAAACGGUCAAAGUUCCGGCCGUGGCCAGUACUAUAACGAGCACAAUCGCCAACACGGUCCAGAAAAUGGACUUGGAAGCGGCCGUAUUCAGAAUUUCGUCCGUCUCCAGUACGGCAACGAGCACAAUCCCCAAACGCGUUGCAGAAUUCCGGUCGUGGCCCUUCAAAUGAUCGAUCCAGCCAGGAGACUCCGGAACGCCGCGCUAGGGAGGAGUUUCUGGUGGGGGCUUUUGUCAGCCAAAUGCAAGUCCAAGUCGAUCGAAACAGCAAAUCUGGUAAUGAGUUGGCAAAGCGUGCUAAAACACCAAGUAAUGGAGGAUUGAACCUGUGUCCUACAAGCGUUGACAAAUUCGAAGCAUUACCCACGUCCGCACGAGAUCUUGGUACUGCUAAGGUAGCUACUCCAUCUUGAGGUGGAGUAAAAUUACGCAAACAUACUGGACAUUGCCGGACUUGAACAUGCGGAAAAAACAAGCCGAGAACCUGAAUUCAUUCGCCAUCCUGUACGAACAUACAAAUGAAGAUCCUCUCGGAGACCACAGCUUCAAGACCGUUACUCCGAAGCAAACAACAAAAAGGCGAAUUGAUUGAACGCACUGUACAACUCAUCUAGCAUUGGUUUAGACAUUAAAUGAAUUUCUGAAUAAAAUAAUAAAACUAGAAACCAUGAACAGCUUAUUUCAGAUAUUGAGAAAAAACUGACAUGAUUCGACUUUGUCUUAGAGCUCUAUCUGCGGCGUCAAUCCAAAAUUGCACUCGGCGUGACAUUCUAGGUACUUGAAUCUUACGUCCCUAGCAGAGAUGAUGUCUGCAACGCAACAGUGUUCCACUGCGUGACAGGUUUUCCCAUGGAGAUCGUUUCUGUACACGGUGCUAAAGUAGAAAUUUGAAAAUGGUAGGUUGUUUGGGUGAGACUUAGAAAACUUAAAUUUUCCUGUUUCUUUUUCUUUAAGCCGCUGUAUCUCUGCAACCAGAGGUCCAAUCUUCAAAGUAAUUUAGACAAUUUCAUAGCCAAUUUUCUGAACCUUUAAAAAUAAAUGAAAUGUUCACUCAUGGUCGCUAUUUUAAAAAAUCGGAACACUGAUAAUAUUUUGCUGAAAUCAAACUUUCGGUGGCUAAAUCAUGAAAAUGGGGUCCUAUAUAAAAAAAUCUGUUAAGUACUUUUCGAUUACAAAUUCAAUUUUACAUCACAAAAUUAAACAAAAAAUUUUUUGCAUGAAAUUUCGUUUCUUCCCAAAAAUCACUAUUUUUCAAAAAAUUAUAACUCGGCGACAGUUUUUUUAACCAUACUUCUCUAUGGCUCAAAAGUUGCGGGUUUUUGUGCCCUAAAACAUUUCGAAAAAUCUCGGUAAUCAAAAAAUACCUAUUUUGGGUAAGUUAGUUUUUUGUGAAAAAAAGUUAAUUAAAAAUCAGCACUUUUUUUCCGUGCUCCUAUUUUUUUCUCAAUACCUGAACUACUUUGCCGAAGACACCAAAUUGAUCAGAAAAUUCACUCAAAAGUUACAGCUGCUUGAAUAUUUACGUACCGUUUUUGUAUGGACAGUAGGGUGCCCAAAAAAAAUGACACCUGCUCCACAAGUGGAAAAUGGUUUUUUGGGGUAUUUUAAGCAUCUGUGCAAAUUUUUAGUGAAAUUAGUUGAGAUUAACCCAUUGAUACUCGAGCCUAAAGUUGAAGAAAACAAUGUUUUUCAUGCAAAAAUGACUUUUAUAAAUCGCUAAUAACUCUUCAUGAUCAAGUUUUACGGCUUUGGUAUGUUCUACAAAGUUGUAGAGCAUAAAAUUUCCAAUGAGUAUCUCACUUUUGGGAAUAGUUUGAUGGAAAUAGUGUACCAUGCAGACCAAACCGUAAGAAACUUGGGUUUUCCAUACAUUUUUUCGAUUUUUCCCAUAAAAACGUUACUUAAUCCACCUUUAGGUGGUUGGUGCCUUUCUCACAUUCAUAAAGUCAAUACAUUCAGUAAAAAUAUCAACAUUUCCUUAACAUGUUUAACAAAUCAACUUUAUUACUAAUUUCUUUUGAUAGGGUUCGCAGACCUUCAAUUUUUCUGGCUCAUCGGCAAGGUCUGAUAAAAAAAACCUAUCCAACGAUAGUUCGCAUUUCAUUUGAAAGGUCUUUUGAUUAUCUAACUAACGUUGGGUCGCAUGAUGGACCCGGACAUCAUUUUUACUGAAAUAUCUGAGAUCCGGCCACCAAAAAGUGUAUAAAUAACAGUUAAGUGCUAAUAACUUUUGAUAGGGUUGUCAGAUCCUUGAUGUUUUAGGCUCAUUUGAAAGGUCUUUUGAUUAUCUAACUAACGACAGGUCGCAUGAUGGACCCGGACAUCAUUUUUACUAAAAUAUCUGAGAUCCGACCUCCAAAAAGUUUAUAAAUAACACUUAAGGGUGCACAGCAACGAAGGAAGUUGUUGUCUUCUUAUUCCAAAAUUGUCAAACUUACGGACCCAAUCCUGCAACAACGUGGUUGUAAAAUUAGUCAAACUUUGUUGUAAAUUACUUUGUGGACAGUACUUUAGGGGAUGAAUGAAAAAAUAUUUCGAUAGUACCCAUAGUUUUGAAAAUACUUAAAUGUCUGUAACAAAAAUCUGGGUGCAAAAGCUCUGAUUGAUGUGCACCGUUAAGUGCUAAUAACUUUUGAUAGGGUUUUCAGAUCCUUGAUGUUUUAGGCUCAUUUGAAAGGUCUUUCGAUUAUCUAACUAACGAUGGGUCGCAUGAUGGACCCGGACAUCAUUUUCGUUGAAAUAUCUGAGAUCCGGCCUCCAAAAAGUGUAUAAAUAACACUUAAGUGCUAAUAACUUUUGAUAGGGUUGUCAGAUCUUCAAUGUUUUGAGCUCAUUGGAAUGGUCUUUUAAAUACCUUUCUGAAAAUGUAUAACAUGAUAGGGUUUCUUGCAAAAACCACCCUUUUUACAAUCUUCCGGACAUACGCCAAAAUCGUUUUUUUAGCAUAACUUUUGAAGUACUUUACUAAACUUCAUAAUUUUCAAUAGGGACUUAUGGGACCCCAAGACAAAUCGAAUAAGACCAAAACGGUCCAAAUCGGUUAAGCCAGGGCUGAGAUAAUCGAGUGCAUAUUUUUUGGUGCACAGACCCACAUCCCUACACACACACACACACACACAGACAUUUGCUCAGAAUUUGAUUCUGAGUCGAUAGGUAUACGUGAAGGUGGGUCUACAAGGUCGAAUUAAGAUGUUCAUUUUCCGAGUGAUUUUAUAGCCUUUCCUCAGUAAGGUGAGGAAGGCAAAACUUCACCUUCGAGUUUCAAUGGGUAAAUGUUGACCGAUUUAGCUCAUAUUUGGCCCAUAGUCCUAAAAUAGCUCAAGAAACAAUAUUUAGCUUUUGGAGCGAGGUUUUGAGAAAAAGUCCCAUAUUCUGGGCACCCUAAUGGACAGCUUUAAAAAUUGUAUGGAUUUUUUUGAAUUGAAUAAACUUUAUUGAAUCUUUCUUAUAAUAAUUACAUUUGAUUUACAUAAUAAGUGGUCAGCUGUGGCUCUUCAGCUUUCGUUUUCUUUUCGUGAUUUAAACACUGUUCAUUAUUAUAACUUUAAAAGUAUAUGAUUUAUCAUUUUUGUAACACUAGGUACAAAAAUUGUAUGGAGGCUUGUAUGGGUGAACCGAUGACACAAAAUAGCUUCUUUGGUCAUAGGGAAGGUACGCAGAAAGUUUGAGCCAAAUCAUAAAAUACAAAAAUUAAAAAUGGUCGUAAUCAGCCCAUUCCGUAGAGAAUUGCUCUAAUGAGGGAGUACAAAUUAAGAGUUGCGUUUUAAAAUAUAAAAUGGAAUCGUUAAAUUACUUAUGAGACAUUUGUUAUAAUAUUCCACCAGCACCUUUUUAUUCGAUCUACUUACUUAACUCUAGCUUGGUUUUGAGGUCAUUUGAAAAGAUGUUAAAAAUUUACCAAUUUCGAUCUUCUCAGUUGCAUUUGACAGGAAAUCAAUUCAAAUUUCAGGAUAUGAUCUGUUUUGGAAUUAUGGUUUGUGACCACUGGAGAUAUUUCGGGGAGACCACACAGCAAAAAAUCCGAUUGUAAAAUCGCAUGCAAAAGCAUGCACAUUACCUUCGUCAAAAUAAACACUUAAUAUUACACACUGCAUGUACAAUUUUUGCAAACACAAAAAAAAAGUUGCAACCGACGGGAUUAAAACCCAGAACCAAUAGCAAGGACUGGCGCCUUAGCCCACUCGGCCAUCAGACCGAUGAAAAGCUGUAAGGAUAAACGCAUUAAUGAGCUUGACAUUUCGGUCAAGUAGGUUUCCCAUACUGAUGUGCUACGUAUUUCAGGGUGUAAAAUCACAUCAAAUUGUAUAAAAUAAUGCAAUAUUUAUUUUACACCGAGGCCUUUUACACGCAGCUGGAUUACUACUUUUUUAACUGUGCACUGGAGAUAUUCCGUAGGUGGUUUUGAGGCGGUUUUUUGCUGAUUGAAGUGAUAUUCUUUCACUUGCGUAAAAAGUGAAAAUCUGAACAUGUUAAUUUUAGAAGCCUUAAACUGUUCAAAAUCCUUUCACAACUUCUAUUUUGUUAUGAAAUGAGGUUUUUAAAUUAUCUCACGGGUAGUUUAUCAUGAAAAGCUUAUUAUUUUAUUACAGUCCAGACUCGAUUAUCCGAAGUUUCGAUUGUUCAAAGUUCGAUUAUCCGAAGGUUUGUAUGGGACUUCGGAUAACGAAAUCACGAAGAAUUUUUUUUUUUAUUUUCUAACUUGAAAUAUCAAAAUUUGAGUUCUGUGACUUGAUUUUAGUCAAAUUUGAAUAGUUGAUUGCCUGUAAAAUUAAAAAAAAUACAUUUUUUCAAAAAAAUCACUUUAGAGUAGUUUAAGGGUACUAAAGCUCAACAAUCAAAAAUAAGACAACGAUUUUUUUUUCGUGAUUCGAUUAUCCGAAGUGAAAUUUUACCAAGGCCUUCGGAUAAUCGAGUCUGGACUGUAUAUCGUAAUCCUGAAGAUCGACUACAAAUUUCAGCCCGUUUGAGUUGAAUUUUGAGCAUUUUACUAUGGAAUAUCUGUAAAUUCACUGCAACGGGAUAUGCAUCUCCUGCACUAAGAAACAAAACACGUUGAUACUGGAGACGGAUGGUGCUUUAUGUUAAACUGAUAUAAAUUGGACAAACAUCACUUUUGAGAUUGAUAACCUAAUCUGGAAAUCAAGAUGUUAAUAGGAUGUUGAAAAUUCAAUGAUUUCUCUCAAAAAAAAUUUCCAGCAGCGCUCCUUCAAGCCUCAAAUUCCACUGAGCAACUAAUGCUCCCACAAGCAUUUAUAAACUCGAACUUCGAACCCUAGUUAUGCUCCCUCGAUUCAAUGUUUUCGAUGGUUUUGAAGUAAUGACACAACUCUUGAAAGGCACACGCCAGAGUGAAACAUCCCAGGACAGCACUAAAGGGACGAUUGACAAUCGUUGCGCAACUUUUCGGACCAUGUCAGUACGCGUUCCACUUUGGUGGUUUGGUGGAAAAUUUGGGCGAAAGGGAAAAGUUCUGAGUCUUAUGGUAUGGCACAGAUAAGUAGACUGAAUUCUUAAAGAACUUCCAUGGAUUCAACAUUUUCAAGUGGUGUAACUGUUUUCUCAAGCUUGAACAUCCAUUAACCUAAGAUUCAAGUCUUCAUAAUUACCGACAGACAGGACUUCCACUUCCUGGCCACGAAGUUCAUCAAAAGAGUCCUUCCCCCCUAAGUUAUCCCCUCUCCCACCAUUGGGACCAGAUCCACCCCGCAUCAGCAGUAUCUGACUUACUUCAGCCAGGGGGUCCCCAAGGUCCCAGAACGGUGGCGUCCAUCAACUGACCAACUCUGACGAGUAGUGCCCUUCGACCCCCCGUGCCACGUCCGUCGAUGCCGCAACAACUUUGGUGGCCUGUUAAUAAUUGGAAAAUUGUCCGCUGGGAAAUGUGCUGUCCGUUUGCGCGACUGGAAGAGGAGGGAGGACUGCUCUGUUUGGGGGAAAAAAUGGCGUAUAGAAAUCGUAACGAUGUCACGUUCAGGGAGGCUGUCGCGUAGAAUAUUGGGACAACUAUUACACUGAAAAUACGCCACCCUUAUUAUUCAAGUGCCCAAACACAUGAAUUAUUGAAUGAAGUUACAUCAUGGAUCUAAUUGGUUUGUGUUUCAACAUCAAUCCAAAUCACUAUCAAAUGCAAGUGUUUGGGCGAUUAACUUUUUGGUAUUUUUUGACACGUUAUUGUCAUUCGGGUGGCUCAAGCUUUUCAAAUGUUUUGCUCAUGAAUUUGUCCCACUGUUUUGAACUAUUCAAAGUGAUAUGGAAAACACUUGAAAUUGAUCUUAAGACCUACACAAAACAAGCACUAAUCAAAGUCAACGUGAUUUUCCACUUGAAUUUAAUGUGUUUGACUGAUUUAUUUUAGCGCGACUUUUAUCGAUGGCUAGAAGUUGGCUAGAAGCGAGGCUAGAACCAAUAGCACAAAAAACUCUCCCUAUUCCAACUGGCCGGCCGGCGCAGUGGUAGCGUGCACGACUAGCAAGCGAGAACCUGUAUAUCGCUUGUACGUACUAUUAUUUUUCAACACCAUUUAAAAUUUAAGUGUUUGGCUAUUGAAAUUAUUUCAGGGCCAAUCACCGCAAUUUCGAGUGUUUUGCGAUUGAUAUUUAAGUGCUCUGUACUGCAGGGUCAGAUCAUGUGCGAAACACUUCGAUGCGCUGUGUGAGUUUUGCUCAGUGUAGCGAGGAAUGCGGGGGUGGGUUUCGGUUUACUGUUAUG